Actinia tenebrosa (Australian red waratah sea anemone) is the source of this 481-nucleotide messenger RNA. Its product is annotated as U-actitoxin-Avd8a. Lineage: Eukaryota; Metazoa; Cnidaria; Anthozoa; Actiniaria; Actiniidae. The record is from RefSeq and is a predicted model, not a curated record.
UAGCAACAAACACAUCUCAGUAGCUCAAGACUUUAAAAACACAUUUCAAAGAAGCAGUUCAAGAAAUCUCAAUCUUUCAAGAUGAAAUCCAUGGUCAUUGUAUUUGUUGUCCUUCUUGGCGUCGCCAUGAUCAGUGCUAAUGAGCAAGAGCUACUCUCCAUUUUGAGAGACGAAAGAGAAGAUGCGAGAAGUGGGUGUGUCAACAAUUACAAGAAAAACAUCUGUGGAAAAUUGGUUACUCCAUUGAACUGCAUCGCACCAAAGACUAGAAUGGGAAAGUUUGCCAGGUCGUACUGCCAAUAUAUGUGUGGACUGUGCUAAGUCACGUGGACAUUGACGUCAGACCAAACGGACACGAUAACGGACAUCACAUGGGCAAUGCACUUGGAACAAUGAUAAAUAAUGAUUGAUCAAAUAUGGUGCUUGCUUAAAUCUAAUUAAAUGUAGAGUUAAGACAAAUAAAAGUGCUGAAAUAAUUAAA